Messenger RNA from Kogia breviceps (pygmy sperm whale), 999 nucleotides. It is a transcript of the gene RASL12, whose product is annotated as RAS like family 12. Lineage: Eukaryota; Metazoa; Chordata; Mammalia; Artiodactyla; Physeteridae. The record is from RefSeq and is a predicted model, not a curated record. Gene Ontology annotation, molecular function: GTP binding; GTPase activity.
GCCUGGCAGCGGGAAGGCUGCCUGCUAGGCGCGGGGCCCGGGAGGCCAACGCAGACGGGGCCGCGAGUGCCAGAGAGGCCGCCGCUCGCUCCCGAGGGCCCCGACGGGCGGGCACGCUGCUCGGGGCCCUUAAGCCAGGACCCGUGUCCCUCUCCGCAGCGUCGCCAUGUCCUCGGUGUUCGGGAAACCCCGCGCGGGCAGCGGGCAGCAGAGCGCUCCCCUCGAGGUCAACUUGGCCAUCCUGGGGCGCCGCGGGGUGGGCAAGUCCGCUCUGACGGUGAAGUUUCUGACCAGGAGGUUUAUCAGCGAAUAUGACCCCAACUUGGAGGAUACCUACAGCUCCGAGGAGACCGUGGACCACCAGCUUGUCCACCUGAGGGUCAUGGACACUGCAGACCUGGACACCCCCAGGAACUGUGAGCGCUACCUGAACUGGGCCCACACCUUCCUGGUGGUGUACAGCGUCGACAGCCGCCAGAGCUUCGAGGGCAGCAGCAGCUACUUGGAGCUGCUCGCUCUGCAUGAGAAGGAGACGCAGCGCAGCUACCCUGCUCUGCUGCUGGGCAACAAGCUGGACAUGGCCCAGUACAGGCAGGUCACUCAGGCAGAGGGCAUGGCCUUGGCGGGCAGGUUUGGGUGCCUGUUUUUCGAGGUCUCUGCCUGCCUGGACUUCGAGCACGUGCAGCACGUCUUCCAUGAGGCAGUACGGGAGGCACGGCGGGAGAUGGAGAAGAACUCCCUGGCCAGGCCCCUCUUCAUCUCCGAGGAGAGGGCCCUGCAUCACCAGGCCCCACUCACGGCCCGGCACGGGCUGGCCAGCUGCACCUUCAACACACUUUCUACUGCUAGCCUGAAGGAGAUGCCUACUGUGGCCCAGGCCAAGCUGGUCACUGUAAAGUCAUCCCGGGCUCAGAGCAAGCGCAAGGCACCCACCCUGACACUGUUGAAGGGCUUCAAGAUCUUCUGAGGGCCCCUGCUCAGGAUUCCAGGCUCAGCGCU